Molecule: messenger RNA, 3186 nt
Organism: Gadus macrocephalus (Pacific cod)
Lineage: Eukaryota; Metazoa; Chordata; Actinopteri; Gadiformes; Gadidae
Gene: smim36
Product: small integral membrane protein 36
Exons: 2
Coding region: 1317-1748 (143 amino acids)
Source: RefSeq, a predicted model, not a curated record
GCAAAAAGACAAAACAGCACACACACACACACACACACACACACACACACACACACACACACACACACACACACACACACACACACACACACACACACACACACACACACACACACACCCCCCCCCCCCCCCCCCCCCCCCCCCUAGGAUCAAUGGCUCGCUGGAAAGGCUUUAGUCAGACAUAGAUCAAGGAUCUACUCCUCCUAUUGUGCUAAGACGCCCGACAUAUGGCCUCAAUGGAGAAACGCGGCUCCCUUCCUGUCGUUAAUUAAAUCCAUGUGGUGGAUGACAAAAAGCGCAUCACCAAUACACUGUUCAAGGGAGGGCCACGGCAACUAAACAACAACUAAACAACAAGGUCAAACCCCGGUCGGGUGGAGGAAGAAAGUGGGAAAUGCACAUUUAGAGAUAAGACAAGCUGUGUUAUCUGACUGUACAUGCUUUUAAUCUAAUUUAAUUUCAAAUCUAAAACUAAUCACCUACUGUGACGUAAUAUUACGGUUAUUUAAUACAAAUGACAUGAUUCCCCAAAUCCUGAAAGUGACGCUGAUGGCAAGCUGAUAGGCCUGUAUGACGUGUGUGUGUGUGUGUGUGUGUGUGGUUGUGUGUGUGUGUGUGUAUGUGUGUGAUGGCGCACAGAUUUAUGAAUUCACAUCCUCCAUUUUGCUGUGCAUAAUUUUGCCUACUCCAACCUGCCACUCGAUGUUCAGUUGGUAAAAUUAAAAUGGAAGCUUAAGUUAUUAAACUGAGCAGCUUUGGUCAUUGGCUGCAGAAAUUCAAGGUUGGAGGAGCAGUGCGGAUUAACAUCCUUUGAGCACAAAGCCUUCAUAUCCAUCCCAGCCUGCUGUCUCUCACCGUCUCUCUCUCUCGCUCUCUCUCUACUGGCUGUCACUCACUGAUGCUCUUUGCUGAUCCUCUCAUUUCAUUUCUCUGUGAUGCCAUUCCCUGUUUGCCUCCCUCUCCCCCUCUCUCUCUCUCUCCCACGCUCCGCUCGACCCAGCUGUCUUUGCCUUGUCCACUGUAACUGACAUCAUCACCGGACAGUCAUCAUCUGCUCCUAUUCUGAUUCCCCACGCGGCCUCAAACCUCCAUCACUAUAACCCUGCACCCUCUCUCUUGCUCCCUCUCACUCCACCUCCCUCCCCAUCUCCCUCUCUGUGGUCUUUCUUCCUCUCUGCCAUCGCCUGACCCCCUUCCCCCUCCCCCACGGCUCUUGAUCCAGCAGGUUAGCAGCAUCCCCCCCCCCCCCCCCUUUCCGUCUCCACCCCACCCCACCUUCACCUCCGGCGGCGGGCCGAGAGAUAUGCGUCGGCGCCAUGGGUUUCAUGGAGUUCUACCUGGAGAUCGACCCCGUCACCCUGAACCUCAUCAUUCUGGUGGCCAGCUACGUCAUCCUCCUGCUGGUCUUCCUCAUCUCCUGCAUCCUGUACGACUGCCGGGGCAAGGACCCCUCCAAGGAGUACGCGCCCGAUGACACGCCGGCACCGGCCGCCGCCUCCACCGCCUCCUCCGCCGCCCCCCCCGGGUCGGCCGCGGGGGCCUCAGGGACCCACUCCGGCCAGUCGCCCAUACGACUGGUGGUGAUGCAGAACUCGCCAACCUCCACCCGAUACGAGCCCACCGAGAUGGUGCCCGGGCACGCCGAACACCCCACGCCGGACCUCCACCGGGAGCGGGAGAGGGAGCGGGAGAGGGAGCGGGAGAGGGAGAGGGAGAGGGAGAGGGAGAAGAGGAGUACCCUUGUCUGAGGGUUCAGUGAGGGAGAAGGAGGCUGAGGUGGAGGAGACGUCUGGGUUAUUUUGGUGGCACUUGCUGCUCCUGUCACUCUGUACAGUAUUGUUUUUAUAGACCUGUACAUAUUUGUAUAUAUUUUGAACAACAACAAAAAAAUAACGAUUUAUGGAAUACUUCCUGUGAACGCUGACGCCCAAGUUGCAGAGGGAAACAGGAUAACUCUGGGAUGAAAAAAAAGACAAACAGUAAAGUACAUCCCGCAGCACCUUCUGGCUCAAGUUACCAGAACCUUCCCGCCCGUCUUCCUCAGCAUGAGGCAGCCCUGGUCACAUCAGACCUGGCUCAGACAACACCAGAACAGACGUAUGCUAUUCAGAUCAAGUGAUGUACGGCGAAGUACUGUUGAAACAAAACAUUUCAACCGUAAACGCACUCUCCAGUCAAACAAGUCGGAACGAUCCCUCCAAAGACUCAAGGAGACAGGAUUUGCGACAGCUUCUUAGACAUAAUUGGAACUGCUACAUUUGAGAUGAACGUGUUGUAUAAAUGGACGGAAGAGGCAACGCAACCCCAUAGCCUUUCUUUUGCCAACUCUCACUUACCUUUAUUUCUUCUGGCUUUUAUGAUUCUGUGUUUGUUUUUUGUUUUUACUUAUUCAAAUGUUUUAAUUGUUUUCCGAACUUUGGUGUCCUACAAUUGGAUGAGUGCCAGCUAUUAUUUUAUAUAUACUGUAUACAUAUUAUAUAUUAGUAAUAUAUUAGACAAUCUAACAAUAUAUCAAUGAUUAAAUACGUUUAUAAUAAUAUUGUCUGAAAAGAGAUUGGGAAAUAAAUUCCCCAUUUCAUCUCUUCUUGAUGCAAUUAUACAUGAUGAAACAUCGACAACGACAAUGUUGUACAACAUGUUCUAAAUUUCCUUGAUAAUAACUAUUUAUUUGUUGUACUUCCUCCAGAAGGAUGUUUAUGUCACUCCUGGAAUCGAAUACAUGCUCUAAGGAAUGGUGGCAAGUAAACGUAUCUAUCCCCUGUCUUAGAUAAUUCCGUACAUUGUUGAAUUAAAAAUGAAAAAGAACCACCCCAGCUCCAUGUUUAAGUAAUAAACAGCGCCUGCAUCGAUGUCAGCCAUGGCCUGCUCCCAGGAGACCUUCCAGGCCGUCAUCAGGGCCCCGGCAGCUGAUUGGCCCUGACACGGUCCAGGGAGAUGAAACAACACCAGGGCCUUUAGCGUGUGCUCGUGCAGCAACAGAUUCAGCAACGCCAAAUCCGCUUAGAUAAAUAAAACCCGCUAAAAAAAACGACAACCCAAAAAAUGAAUGGGCCGGGCGGCUCAGUCAGUAGCCGUCAUGCCAGCCAACUCAAGGGACCAAUGGUAGGGGCUUGCACGUAUUACGCAGAUAUUCUCCCUGCCAUAUAUCAUGUUUGUGGGAUUACUGCACUGCGUAUUAUCAGUUUU